GAACUUUUGGUAGCAGGCGCAUUUUAUGAAGAGAUGCAAGCGUAUGAACGGCCUGGCUGGUUUACUCCACAAGGACAUGCUCCAGUACCCCCAUACGAUUGGUAUGGAGCCUAUGGAACACCUAAGAACAAAGAUAGGCGAUACGUUGACCUUUUGAAGGGCGAUCUCACAUUCAAAUUUUCUAAGCACCACCACGUGAUAGGAGCAGAAUGUUUAUCCUGCAGGGAGCACGUUGUAGUUUUUGAUAUGUCAUACUUCAGUAAACUCUACCUGACGGGACCAGAUGCUCAGGAGGCUGCAGACUGGCUGUUCACAGCAGACACUAAUGGACCUCUGGGAAAUAUUGUGUAUUCCUGCAUCCUCAACAAACAAGGAGGAAUAGAGGGUGACUGUUUGGUCAUCCCUAUUGGUACAGGUUGUGGCACUCUCUCUGAUCCUAUAUUUAAGGGUCGAGGAUUUUAUAUCGUGGCUGCAGGAGCAUCUGCCUCCCAGUCAUGGGCACAUCUGAACACAGCAAUCCAACAAAAAGGGUUCAAAGUGGCGUUGACCAACCUCUCUGAGGACAUAGGUUUAUUGGCAGUCCAAGGCCCAAAGAGUCGAGAACUAUUGCAGAAUAUAAUAGAUGCAGACUUAAGUAAUGAAGUGUUCCCAUAUCGGACGGCUCGUAUAAUCAAGGUGGCUGGGCACACUGUACGAGCACUGCGUACCAGUUUUGUGGGAGAAUUGGGCUGGGAGCUACACAUUCCCUGGCAGUCAUGUAUCCCUGUGUACAAUGCCAUCUGGGAGGAGGGGCUCAAAUUUGGGCUAAGGCAAGCCGGCUACAGAGCUCUCUACUCUCUCAGUUCGGAGAAAGGAAUCAGACUUUGGAAUGCUGAUAUAAAAAUCAAUGAUAACCCAUUGGAAGCAGGAUUAACACAAACUAUGAGAUCAGAGGGAGAUUAUCUAGGAAAAGAUGCACUUGAAGAAGUAAUGAAAAGAGGUAUCACGAAACGUCAUGCAUUUUUCACCAUCCAAGAGCAAGUUCCUUUGUGGGGUUCGGAGCCAAUUUUUAGAAAUGACAAACUGGUUGGUUAUCUAAGAAGAGGAGAAUACGGUUAUGCAAUUGGAAAGAGCAUUGGACAAGGCUAUGUUCAAGAAUCAGCUGAUACACCAGUGACAAAAGAGUUCCUUCAAAGUGGCAAAUAUCAGCUUGAAGUGAUGGGAAAACGUUACGAUGCCACUUUAACACUCAAAAGUCCACUAGAUCCAGACAACCACAGGGUUAUGGGGAUAUAUGAUGAACCAUUACCUGUUCGUCAGUAAUAAGCUAUACAUCUUGUGAAAUUAUUUUGUACAAUAAGCAUUGUAUAUUUUGUAUUUAAAAAGUUUAUUUAAUUGUCAA
Messenger RNA from Homalodisca vitripennis (glassy-winged sharpshooter), 1381 nucleotides. Its product is annotated as sarcosine dehydrogenase, mitochondrial-like. The transcript is spliced from 6 exons. NCBI's taxonomy places the organism in Eukaryota, Metazoa, Arthropoda, Insecta, Hemiptera, Cicadellidae. Gene Ontology annotation, cellular component: mitochondrion. The record is from RefSeq and is a predicted model, not a curated record. Bases 34 to 1302 code for a protein of 422 amino acids. Gene Ontology annotation, molecular function: protein binding.